AUGCUCGACGCAUCUUUUAUCAACAGUUCUUUGAAGAGCGCUUUGGGGAAUGGUGUUGAAGCCGUUAUUCUUUUGGAUGGAAAUGGCGUUCUGCUUUCUUCAGCAUCGCUGAAUCCGGAAUACGUCUGUCAGAAGGAACACUCUAUGAUUGUUGCCGCAACGGGAAACGUGUGGCGUGCAUGUGCUCGUAACGACUUGACGAAAAAUAAACUUACAAAUGAGAUGGAACCGGAGGCAUUGGAGCAGGUCCUGAUUGAUUUUGGCUGCAGGAAAAUCUGCGCCAUGUCUGUGGGGGGUUCGGCGAUACUUUGUAUGGUGGGCACGGAACUGGAGAUGGGGUUUCUCAAAUUAAGGACAGCGGCGUUGCAAAGGAGACUUGACGGGCAUCUACGUCCAGUUCUUUUUCUACCUAGCUGA
Trypanosoma cruzi is the source of this 417-nucleotide messenger RNA. RefSeq lists its product as uncharacterized. The record is from RefSeq and is a predicted model, not a curated record. Gene Ontology annotation, molecular function: guanyl-nucleotide exchange factor activity; molecular adaptor activity. Bases 1 to 417 code for a protein of 138 amino acids. Gene Ontology annotation, biological process: cellular response to amino acid stimulus; positive regulation of TOR signaling. Lineage: Eukaryota; Euglenozoa; Kinetoplastea; Trypanosomatida; Trypanosomatidae. The transcript has a single exon. Gene Ontology annotation, cellular component: Ragulator complex.